UGAAGAGCUGCGGACGGUCCACAGCGCGGGACAUGACAUCCGAGGUUUAAACUCCAGCAGCUUUAUUCCGGCCCAAGAUGACGGUGGACUUUGAAGAAUGUAUUAAAGAUUCACCCCGUUUUCGGGCAAAUAUCGAUGAAGUGGAGACUGAGGUGGUGGAGAUUGAGGCAAAACUGGACAAGCUGGUGAAACUAUGCAGUGGGAUGAUUGAAGCAGGGAAGGCGUAUGUCAGCGCCAACAAGCUCUUCAUCAGCGGCAUCCGGGAUCUUUCUCAGCAAUGCAAGAAGGAUGUGAUGAUGUCGGAGUGCCUUGAUAAGUGUGGGGAGAGCCUCCAGGUCAUCAACUACCACAUGAUACUGUUUGAUCAAGCUCAGCGGUCUGUAAAGCAGCAGUUGCACAACUUUGUGAAAGAGGAUGUACGCAAGUUCAAGGACACCAAGAAGCACUUUGACAGGGUCCGUGAGGAUCUGGAAAUUGCCCAGGUGAAGAAUGCACAGGCACCACGGAAUAAGCCUCAUGAGGUUGAAGAAGCCAGCAGCACGUUGAGCAUCACCCGCAAGUGCUUCCGACACCUCACCCUGGAUUAUGUACUUCAGAUCAAUGUCCUCCAGGCAAAGAAGAAAUUUGAGAUCUUAGAUGCGAUGCUGUCAUUCAUGCACGCACAAUACUCACUGUUCCAGCAAGGACACAACCUGCUCAAUGAGCUCGAUCCUUAUAUGAAGAAACUGGCUGCUGAGCUGGAUCAGCUGGUGAUUGACUCGGCCAUGGAGAAGAGGGAAAUGGAACACAACCAUGCAACCAUCCAGCAGAGGACGCUCAUGCAGGACUUCUCUUAUGAUGACGCAAAGGCAGAGUUCAACGUGGAUGCCCCUAAUGGUGUGGUGAUGGAGGGCUAUCUCUUCAAGCGGGCUAGCAAUGCCUUUAAAACCUGGAACAGACGAUGGUUCUCCAUUCAGAACAGCCAGCUGGUCUAUCAAAGAAAUUCAAGGCAAGACACUCUGACUGUGGUCGUGGAAGACCUCAGGCUUUGCUCUGUGAAACCAUGCGAGGACAUCGAGAGGAGGUUCUGCUUUGAAGUCGGUCUCCCCCCACCAAGUAAGAGCUGCAUGCUGCAGGCUGACUCUGAAAAGCUGAGACAAGCCUGGGUCCAAGCAGUCCAAGCGAGCAUUGCCUCAGCGUACAGAGAGAGUCCAGACACCUAUUAUAUAGAGCAUCUGGACAGAACAGCGUCCCUAUCUACAAGCAGCAUCGAUUCAGCUAGUGAACCGCGGGAGCGCAGCGUUCGAGGGGAGUCCAUCCUGCAGCGGAUUCAGUGUCUGCCAGGCAACGAGCACUGCUGUGACUGUGGACAGGCCGAACCUCGCUGGGCUUCCAUCAACCUGGGCAUCCUGCUGUGCAUCGAAUGUUCCGGCAUCCACAGGAGUUUGGGAGUUCACUGUUCAAAGGUUCGCUCACUUACACUGGACUCAUGGGAACCAGAAUUACUAAAGUUAAUGUGUGAGCUUGGAAACAUUGUCAUUAACCACAUUUACGAAGGCUCGUGCAGAGAUCAGGGGCUAAAGAAACCUUUACCAUCCAGUUCAAGGCAGGAAAAAGAAGCUUGGAUUAAGGCCAAGUAUGUGGAGAAGAAAUUCCUGAAGAAGCUGGGCUCCACAGAGAUACUCAUCAAUGGUGAGAGGAAGUCUGAACAUCAGUGGAGCGCGAAGAAGUGUCGGAGACACAACAGCGCCACCACGGUGUCCAAAACGCGGCAAAGAUACCGUCAAGAACUUGGAAGCACUUCUCCUUCCACCCUCUCCUCUGCAGCUGCAAAAUUCAGACGAGACUCUCUGUUUUGCCCCGAUGAGCUGGACUCUCUCUUCUCCUACUUCGAUACAGGAUCUGGGCCCCGAAGUCCGGCAGGUUUAAGCAGCGACAGCGGGUUGGGAGGCAGCACUGAUGGAAGCAUUGACAUCUUGGUGUUUGGCUCAGUGGUGAACAGCGUCACAGAGGAGGAGUGCGAAGUGUCCGAUGACUCGGGUGGCGACGCUGAGCUGGAAGCUGAGCCAGAGACAUCAGACGUAGAAGACAUGACGGACCUUCAUCCUGGAGCCCUGCUCUACAAAGCCUCAAGGGCCCACCUGCCUGUCAUGGCUGAAGCGCUGGCCCACGGGGCCAACGUGAAUUUAGUGAACACUGAGGAUGAAGGAAAGUACGCCGCUUUCCAGGCUGUUAUUGGGGGAUCAUUGAUAGCCUGCGAGUUCCUGCUCCAGAAUGCUGCCGAUGUCAACCAAAGAGACACGAGAGGGCGUGGCCCGCUGUAUCACGCCACCUCUCUGGGACACACAGGGCAGGUAUGUUUAUUCCUGAAAAGAGGAGCUACACAGAAUGACGGGGAUGAGGAUGGCCAGGAUCCUUUGACUAUAGCUGUACAACAAGCCAAUGCCGACAUCGUCACACUACUACGUCUAGCCAGAAUGAACGAGGAGAUGCGGGAGUCAGAGGGACCCUUUGGCCAACCAGGAGACACCAUGUACCUUGACAUCUUCAGAGAAUUUUCCCACAUGGCAUCUCACAACCCAGAGAAGCUGAAGCGAAGGAGUGUUCACUUCCGGCACUCCUUCAGGUAGAACAGCAAGACUCUGCACGGGAAGGAACAAGAAACAUACUUGAAAAGUGCAGCAGCCACUUUUUUGCCAUGCAUUUAGAAGGGUCACAUUUGUUCAGCCUCACUCGGGAUCCUGAGCUCUGAAUGUGAACCGCUAACAGGCCUCACGGACUCUUUGCUGUUUUAACUGGAUCAAACAGCUCGUGUGUAUAUGGAGUAACAAGAGUGACAAAAAAAAUCCAUACAUGUGACAUAUGAAGAGAAAUCAAAACAAAGGGUUGUAAAUGAAGCAAAUAUAGAAAUAAAAAGCCCAGCUGCUUUUACAUUUCCUUAUUCUUUUCCCAAAUGUUUUUGAAGAGCCAAGCUGUCAAUCAACUGGCUUUGGGUGGGGCUUCCUGUCUAGGCUGAGCAGUCGAUUGGUGUUCACGUGAUUCAUGUUUGUGUGAGAGCACAGAACAGGAAGUACACUCUUUGUGUUUUGUUUUGUUUUUUUCUUGUGACCAUGUGCACAGUUUUCAGUGCGGAAGGUUGCCGGUUCAAACCCCACUCCUGGUUUUUCUCCAUGUAAUGUGGAGUUUGUCAGGAGGGGCAUCAGGUGUAAAACUUGUGCCAAAUCAACAUACAGAUCCACCUCAGUGACCCCGAAUGAAACGAGGAAGAGGCCGAAGAGACUUUUAAUGUAGUUGUUUGUAUAAUGAACUUAACUUUCUGAGUUUUCUAAAGUAUUAAACACAUAUUCAAACUCUUCUCUAUAGCACCACUGGUUUCUGGAGAAGAACACAAAGUUGUGUCAGCUGCCAGUUGCAAUCCAGCGGCUUCGCUUUUCCAGAAAUGCAGGAUUUUUGCUGUGAAAAUGUGCACACAACAAUUUCCGGUAAAGACAAGAGCAUUGCCUGUUUUUUGAGAAAUUCACCCAAAAUAACUGGUCUGAAAAGGAAGAAAGUGCUUCAUAUUGGUCGUUUUUGUGCUGCUCCAUUGUGCCGCAUAGAAUUUGGGAAGGAUACGGAUCCUGGGAUCAAGUGAUACUACAGAUUCCCACACAAAGAACCAACAAAGGCUGCACCAAACCGGAGCAUGUUCCUUGUAGUUCUCAGACAAAAUCACACACUCGAUGUCGCAAUAUUUUGAAAUGUGAGGCCACUGGAUGCUUGCACGAGGCAUCAGAGCAUCACCAGCCUUUCAUGUUAAAAAGGGUUUUUUGUUUUGUUUUUUUUGUGACAUUUAACGAAACCCCGCCCAAAAACUACUUGAUUGACAGCUUGGCCUGCCAAAAAAUAACAAAAGCAACAGGAAAACAAAGCACUUUUUCAUUAUUCAUACAUUGAUUCUUGUUUUUAAAUUUAUCUUUGUAUUUGUAUUCUCUUCAUAUUUCUGCAUUUGUUGUCUUAUUUGUUUUACAGAUUUAUUCUUUUGUCACUCCCGUAGCUCCACAUGUAAAAUGGACUAUUUUUGAAUAAAGCUGAUAUUUUACCAGUGAGCAGUUUAAAAUUGUCCAUAUGAUUAGUUUUGGUUAUUUAAAAAUGUUUAAUGAUGAGCAUUUUGUAUGAAUGCAUUUAAAGAUAAAAUGAAGGAAUCAGCUUUGUCAUUCUAUUCUUUGAACUCGGAGCUAUAAUGAGGAUUUGGGGAGCUGCACUAUAGGUUUGUGCUGUUGUCUUAAAAACUUUUUUAACUUAAUUUAGAGUUCUGAUUUUGUAUGAGGAUUUGCUGGUCUUGUCCUCUUAUAAACAUGAUUGAAUAAAGGUUUUGUACAGUCUUUUUUUUGUAUAAAAUGUCAAGCACAACAAAAUGUACUGUCAUUAGUUCGGUAUUGUGAUUGAAGGAAUGUCACCAUUAUUCCACAUAAAGCAUUUUUUUCUGCAUGGUUUUUCCUCGCAUUAUAUUUUUCACAGACUGCUCAUUUCAUAUGCAAAAAGUGAUAUUAUAAUUACUUAUCAUCACCAGUUAUUCUGCUGAUGAUCCUUUAAAAAAAAAUGUCGUGGAAAUGUUAUUUUGACUAUGCUGGUAUAGUCUUGGUCAUUUUUUUUUUUAUUAUUAUUAUUAUGAUGCAAUACCACUGUUAAAUUCCGUGCCUGUUUUAUCCCAUAGAAGCAAAAAUGCUAAUAUAUCUACAUGAAAGUAAAUAAAUAGUUUUGCAUUGCAAUAAAGAGCUCUUUGAUC
Messenger RNA from Thalassophryne amazonica, 4744 nucleotides. RefSeq names its product ArfGAP with coiled-coil, ankyrin repeat and PH domains 3a (gene acap3a). The record is from RefSeq and is a predicted model, not a curated record. Gene Ontology annotation, molecular function: protein binding; GTPase activator activity. Gene Ontology annotation, cellular component: cytoplasm. Lineage: Eukaryota; Metazoa; Chordata; Actinopteri; Batrachoidiformes; Batrachoididae.